AUGGUUGAGGUUAUUGUAAAGAACAAAGUAUUUCCAAGACAAAAACAAGUUGCGGUUGCCCCAUAUGCAACUGAGGAAGAAAAACUAAAAACAAGAUUCUGCAAGGAGACUGCUGGCAACUAUAAAGCACCAGAGACAGCAAUUAAUGCUACCUACUAUGACAGAAAAUGUCCAUUCACCGGGGAAGUAAAUGUUCGUGGAAGAAUCUUCAAAGGAAAAGUUAUAAAGAUGAAAGCAGAGAAGACGAUUGUUGUCCGAAUUGAUUAUCUCCAUUAUGAUUCUAAGUAUAAGCGUUUUGCUAGAAGAAACAGCAAGAUUAACGUUCAUCUUUCACCAUGCUUCCUUGGAUUGGUCAAUCUGGGUGAUACCGUUGUGUGUGGUGAGACCAAACCGUUGUCCAAGACCAAGUCUUCUGCUGUUAUUGGUGUUGAAAAGGCUGAGGAUACCAAGUCCAUUAAGGUCUUUAGAAAGCCUUAA
Molecule: messenger RNA, 477 nt
Organism: Vittaforma corneae ATCC 50505
Lineage: Eukaryota; Fungi; Microsporidia; Nosematidae
Product: archaeal ribosomal protein S17P
Exons: 1
Coding region: 1-477 (158 amino acids)
Biological process (GO): translation
Cellular component (GO): cytosolic small ribosomal subunit; ribosome
Molecular function (GO): structural constituent of ribosome
Source: RefSeq, a predicted model, not a curated record